GUUCUCUCACGCCCCACAGCAAAACCUUCUCCUCUGCCUGCCCUAAUAAACACCACCUUCCACCUCCUCUCCAACCUGAACCCCUCCUUCUCGACCUCGUGCUGGAUAUGCCUGUCCCUAACCCGAACUCUGGUUUCCGCAACCCCCCUCCCUAACACACUCAUAAACAACCUUACUUUCGCCCCAGGCAGACUUCAACGCACACUCUACAAUGUAUCCCUCUUUGGCACCGAAGACAUGACUUGCCUAGUCAACCAUACCCAAAAAUUGACAACCAUACCGUGCACCUCUAAUACCUCGCUUCCCCCUGCGAAUUUUUGCCCUCCCCCGGGGAUCUUCAUCCUCUGCGGUACGACAGCCUAUACAUGUGUCCCCGAGAACCUUGAACAAGCCCCCUGUCUCUAUGUCUUCCUGACACCUAAUCUCUCUGUUAGAACUGAAGGCGAGCUAGAAUCAUCUCUCACCCCGGCCUUCCCUCAUUCCAGGCGGGAGAGAGCAGCUCUUGUUCCCCUUCUUGUGGGGACAGGGGUCCUAACAGCCGUGGGAACCGGGGUCGGAGGGAUUUCUUCCUCAGUACACUUCUAUCACAAGCUCUCCACAGAAUUCUCUGAAGAUAUGGCCCUCAUAAGUGACUCCAUUGAAUCCUUACAAAGGCAGAUAGACUCGCUGGCAGCUGUGGCUCUGCAGAACCGCAGGGCCCUUGAUCUCCUCACCGCUGAGAAGGGAGGUACAUGUAUUUUCCUCGGGGAAGAAUGCUGUUAUUUUGUCAAUGAAUCAGGAAUAAUAAAAGACCAUAUAAAAACACUAAGGGACAGAAUAAAUCAGAGGCAGAGGGAGGCAACUGGGGGGAUGGCAUUUUUCGACUCCCUAGCUCCCUGGCUCCUCCCUCUCCUAGGGCCACUAACAUCCCUACUCCUAAUCCUCCUCUUUGGCCCAUGUCUCAUAAAAUGUCUUACUAGCUUCCUCCAAAACAGAAUACAAGCCCUCACGAAUGCGAAGGUUGGAGAACUGUACCUAGCCCUCAACCCGGAGACUCUCUCAACCGGCCCUUAUGCUGAAACACCCAUGAUGCGGAGCGGAACAUCCGGAGCCUCUCUAUUCCCCCACGACGCCCCUACCCAGCCGGAAGUAGUCAGAUGAUCACGUCGCCCACUUAUCCCAUCAUAGAGAGUCCGGAAUGUCCGGUAUUCGCUGGCACCCUGCCCCGGGGGCGAAAAGACCCCCUCCCUCUCUUGGGCCGGUGAGAAACUGACCUCACCACACUGACGUC
This is a messenger RNA of Myotis brandtii (Brandt's bat), 1270 nucleotides long. Its product is annotated as syncytin-1-like. The transcript is spliced from 2 exons. Lineage: Eukaryota; Metazoa; Chordata; Mammalia; Chiroptera; Vespertilionidae. The record is from RefSeq and is a predicted model, not a curated record. The coding region runs from base 238 to 1140 and encodes 300 amino acids.